Messenger RNA from Boleophthalmus pectinirostris (great blue-spotted mudskipper), 1536 nucleotides. Its product is annotated as interferon-induced protein 44-like. The transcript has 8 exons. Bases 154 to 1518 code for a protein of 454 amino acids. Gene Ontology annotation, molecular function: GTP binding. NCBI's taxonomy places the organism in Eukaryota, Metazoa, Chordata, Actinopteri, Gobiiformes, Gobiidae. The record is from RefSeq and is a predicted model, not a curated record.
CAGUUUUGUUUCCUGAAACAAUAAUGUGGAGAGGGCUGGACAAGACACUCCUUAAUACUGAAUACUGUACCAUACCAUACCGUAUAGUUUGUCUGAGCUACUGCAGCACAUAGAGACGAGGGAUUAUUUACAGCUUACUCCACCCUGUCCAUCAUGUCUGCCAUCAUCUCCAGUCUAACUAACGACCAGAGAAAGAAGCUCCUCUCUCUGUUCAACCAUGCUCAGCUGCACUUGCUGUACAAGGCCUCUGUCCAUGGUUUUGCUGCAAAUCAGUUCCACUUUCGCUGUGACAUACAGGGCCCCACCAUCUGUGUGGCUUACAACAACUCUGGGUUUGUCUAUGGAGCAUACACCUCUAAGGACUAUGCUCAAAGUAACCAAAAUAUCGUUGAUGAGCGUGCAUUUCUGUACAGCAUCAGUCCAGACAGACCUCAGCCAAUCCGGGUCGGCGUAAACGCUGGUCAGAAUGCCUUUUUAGAUGGAAACACUGGUCCAUACUUUUAUCCUUUACUGUUUUUAUAUAAUAAUUCAGCUGCAGUCACAAAUUCAGGAGGGGCGGCAUUUACCUUCAAUCCAGCUGAGUUGCACGGGAACGACAUGGCUUUGACUGAGUUUGAAGUGUAUCGAGUUGAAGAAUUGGAGGGAGCCCUGGACAAACCCUGGAGGAAUGUUGAAUGGAAUGAAGAUAAAAGGGAGUUGCUGAAGAAGCAGAUCCUGUCAUAUUGUCCAGAUGUGGGGGGUUUAAAGGAGGCACGGGUGCUAAUGGUGGGACCAGUCGGAGCAGGAAAAUCCAGCUUCUUCAACUCUAUCAACUCAGUGUUCAGAGGCAACAUAACGUCCCAGGCCAUCGCAGGGACGGCAGGGAAGAGCGUGACUGUUCAGUUUCGCACCUACACCAUAAAGGUGGGUAAAAGAGGGUCCCUUGUUCCCCUGAUUCUGUGUGACACGAUGGGGCUGGAGCAUGGCGAUGAUUCAGGUUUAGAUCCAGGUGACAUUAUCAACAUCUGCAAAGGACAUGUUCAGGAUCGCUAUCAGUUCAAUCCUUCCGCAUCGCUCCAGGAGGGGACUCCUGGCUACAGAAAACAUGUGACUCUCAAAGACAAGAUUCACUGUAUGGUUUAUGUGGUCGACGUGAGCAGAGUGUCCCUGAUGGAUCAGAAGAUGCUGGACAAGUUCCGCACCAUCCGAAAGAAAGCCAAUCAACUGGGUGUUCCCCAGAUUCUGCUAAUGACCAAAAUAGAUGAAGCUUGCCCUCUAGUGGAGAGAGACUUAAAGAACGUCUACCACAGCGUUUACAUCCAAAAGAAAGCUCGAGAAGUGAGUGAGUCUUUUGGCAUCCCUCUGUCUUGCAUUGUGCCAGUGAAAAACUACUGCACAGAGAUGGAGCUGAACCUGGAGGUGGACAUCCUGCUGCUGUCUGCGGUGAAGCUCAUGUUAGACUAUGCAGAUGGUUUCUUUGAAAACCUGCUGCCUGACGACCAGGAAGAAACCGACGUAUCAGAGCUCUAUGUUGAAUAAACAGAUUAUUAAAAUGGG